Cololabis saira (Pacific saury) is the source of this 2789-nucleotide messenger RNA. It is a transcript of the gene rasl12, whose product is annotated as RAS-like, family 12. The record is from RefSeq and is a predicted model, not a curated record. Lineage: Eukaryota; Metazoa; Chordata; Actinopteri; Beloniformes; Belonidae. The coding region runs from base 117 to 854 and encodes 245 amino acids. Gene Ontology annotation, molecular function: GTPase activity; GTP binding. The transcript has 6 exons.
ACCAGCAUGUAUUUUUUUUCAGUCCCAGCUUGUUGGACGACUGAACCCUCUGCUAUCCCUCGCUGAGCGCACGGACCGCUGCGAGAAAUAAGAGUCAGCCGCAGUCGGAGGAUAACAUGUCAGUGAUGUUCGGCAAGGCGAAGUCCUGUGCUGAAUGUAACCUGGUGCUGCUCGGGGCCAUGGGCUGUGGGAAAUCAGCACUCGCAGUCAAGUUCCUCACAAAACGAUUCAUCAGUGAAUAUGACCCUUACCUUGAGGAUAUCUAUUCAUCAGAGGAGGUUGUGGACCAGCAGCCCGUUACAGUGAGAGUGAUGGACACAUGUGACCAGGGGGUUCCAGUCAAUUGUGAGCGUUAUCUGUCAUGGGCCAAUGCCUUCCUGGUGGUCUACAGCAUCAAUAACACGGAGAGCUUUAAAGGCUGCCAGCUGUACCUGCAGACGCUUGCUCUGCACAACAAAACCUUCAGGCCACAAACUCCCAUCAUGCUGCUGGGCAACAAGCUGGACAUGGACAGAUACAGACAGGUGAGUCAGAGCGACGGCGAGGCUCUGGCCUCCCGCUUCGGCUGCUCCUUCUUCGAGGUGUCGGCCUGCCGGGACUUCCUCUCCGUGCGGCACGUCUUCUACGAGGCGGUGAGGAGGGCCAAGAGAGGGGGCGAGCGGGGCCACCUGGUCCGGGCGGUGUACGUCAGCGAGGAGCGAGCGCUGCUCGGCCUCCCGGCCUUCACCACUCCCUGCUACAAGGAGCUGCCGGCUCCCGCCACCGCCAAGCUGGUCACGGUCAAGACGUCCAGAGCCCAGAGCAAGAGACGCGCUGCCACCCUCACCCUGCUCAAAGGUUUCAAGAUCUUCUGACGCACCGAGCCCCCCCAGCCCCCCCGCCUCCCCAGCACUGUGUCAUCCGCCACUGCAACUCACACACCCAUGGCUUCAGCAGCCAACACAGGCGGUGGUGCCGCUUCUCCUUUGCAGCGCUAAGCCUUUUGUUCAGCUCUUUUGUGCACUUCAGACAUGGGAACAGAGCAGAUAAAGCAUACUGUAUCUUAAUGGACCCGAGGCUGAUGGAUGCUGAGCAGCGGCUGCAACGAUCUGUCAGCUUAAAAGCAAAGAAUAAGUAAAAGCAGAAAUACACUGCUACCUGACUCCUUAAGUUCCAACAUAUGGGUCGUGUCUGCCGUGGACAUACAGCACAUCGUCAGCUGGAUGUGGAAGAAUAGAUGUAUGUGUUUACAGCUCUGAUCAGAGCCGCCCCCAGCGUUGCACAUCAACUCCAGACCCACAAAAAAGAAGAUGGAUGGAGACAUCUUUUGUUUUUGAACAAAUCACUGACUGCUGCUACUGACAAUAGUCAACAGAGGACGAAGGCAGCAGAUCAUCACUCAAAUGAUUAUUCAAGGCAAAGCCUGCAUUCAUGCAGUAAUGCGUGAUGGUUAAGUAGUGUAAUAGCACAACUACGUCAUAUAAUGGUGCUUUUCCACUAGUACCUACUCAGCCUCGUCCUCUACUCGGUUUGGUUCUUUUCUACUAGGGGUCUAACGUGUCGAGUAGAUACUUUUCUGUAUCUAUUCUACCAAGGUUCUAAGCGGCUGAGUCGGCUGUAUCUGACAUCAUCACACUACAGACCACCGAUUGGUCGGGGGGUUGGAGUCAGACGUCUGAGUCAGGAUGUGACAUCAGCGAAAGAGACUCUGGUGGCUUCUUGUUCAUUUUAUUCGACAGGCAAUGGCAGCAAAAGUCUGUUUGGUGAUCCAACUCUGAGGUGCAGAUGUUCAUAAACCUGGUGCUGAGGAGAGAAUUAAAAAGGGAUCUAGACGGGCGAUGAGGAACGACCAGAUCUACCAGGAGCUCUGUCUCUUCAUAGCUGCUCGCAGCUACCAACAGACUUUUCAGCAGCGCUGAGACAAACAAAAAAGAAAUUAAAAAGCGUUGCCACUUGAAGCUUCUCUCACUCUCAUUUUUUAACUUGAUAUCGAACACAAGCAAAAGACCCAGCAGCACAUCUAUCUGUCAUGGUUGGUCCUCCAGCCUUCAGUGGUUUUCCACUCCCCUCUCUCCUGCUCAUUCCAUCUGCCAGCCACGCCCACCUCGUCACUCACUCCAGUCACCUGCUCUCCCAGCUGCAGCUCCUCAACAAUCAGGACAGCAUAAGAGCUCCUCUCUCCUGCACUCUCACUGCCAGAUCAUCACUCAACGUUUGUAGUUGCGAGACCCUCCAGCAUUCCCUGUCUUGACUUCCCGUUGCCGACCCUGCCUGUUCCUGGAUCCUGCCUUGUCUCCUGCUCUCCGUUGCCUGACCUUGUCUUCUGAACCUGACACCGAUUGCUGCCUGAUUCUUGUCUUGCAUUCCUGCCUGCUCUUCGUCCCUGUUGAGGGUAAUAAAGCAAACCAGACAAACUACCACCGUGUGCUCCGUGUGCUGCAUUUGGGUCCAAAACCUCACCCCGUAACAAUAUCAUCUCCUCCAGGUUCUAUAUCUUUAGUGUUGUUGUCUUCUUCGUUUAGAUCACACAAUCAAAUACAUCACAGCAGCUUCUCCAACCUCCUACUUCUGCUCCAGGUGCUGAAUUGUUAUGGAAAAGAAACUUGGCCGGGUUGAGAUGAGUAGAGUCGAGUAGGUACUGGUGGAAAAGUGCCAUAUGGGAGGCCAAAAAAGACAGGUAGGAAGAUUUGAAGACUUUUGACUGACCGGCGACGUCACAUGCAGGAAUGCCGGAGACGUGCAAAUGCGGGAAAAGAAUUCCAGGUGUUUCCAUUAGAGGUUUUUAUUUGUGAUAUUGGAAAAGUGACUAA